AUGCCCGAAGAUCGCUUGGCAGCGAUGACUGCCCAGCCCAGCAUCUACUCUCCACUUGUGCAUGCCAGCCCGACCGAACUGAAUUCCGUUCUAGAGGAGCACACUGUGCUCCGUCAUUUCAGCGGCAAGUCGUCUGGGACUCAUGGUACUGAUUCAAGCUUCCUAUCCCGUCUCCGCCACGACUAUCCAGAAGGUGAUGCGCCACCGGCUAGCGUCAUUCUUGCUGAACGUAUUCCGGAUGAAACGUAUCGUGACCUCGCCCAUGCGUACGCACACAUGGACUUAUUCCUUCGUACGCAUGCACCGGCCAUAUACCACGACCCUGUCAAGGUUCAGGCAUUAUGCGCUGGUGUCGAUGUCUCGUGUUUGACGUGCUCAUACUUCUUGCUCUGGUCGGAUGAGACGUUGGCCGCAUUAUGUGCGUAUCAACUUGGCGCUGAGUUCGAACAGUACCUCAGCGUUCCCGUCUUACUCUCCCUACAGUUGGUACGUGACGACCACAUCGCUGGGGAUGAUGGGACUUCCUCCGUUGCCUCCUCCAAUCUGGCUCUAGAGGAGCCUGAUGCAUCCGCUUCCAGUGACGAUGAAUCGAUGGGCUCUACUGCGGCCCUUGAUACCCCUCAACUCUGA
Messenger RNA from Peronospora farinosa, 630 nucleotides. Lineage: Eukaryota; Oomycota; Peronosporomycetes; Peronosporales; Peronosporaceae. The record is from the annotation of a GenBank genome assembly.